Molecule: messenger RNA, 3953 nt
Organism: Castor canadensis (American beaver)
Lineage: Eukaryota; Metazoa; Chordata; Mammalia; Rodentia; Castoridae
Source: RefSeq, a predicted model, not a curated record
UGAAGACUUAGAUGGCUUGUCCUCUGCUAUCCCCAACCAAGACUUGUCCCUGGAUGCCUGCCCUCACCCCUAGCCUGUGCCAGCCAGUGCCCAGGGUCCUUCAUCCACAGCAGACCAGACGGGUCCAGUUCACCAGCUGAGCUGAUUGUAUGGGGCCAGCCUAGUGGGAGUGAGCUCAGAGGAAACCUGGCCCACCUCUCUCUCCGGGGCAACCAUUGACGAAGUAGAAACGGAUGUGGUGGAGAUUGAAGCCAAACUGGACAAGCUGGUCAAGCUAUGCAGUGGCAUGAUCGAGGCCGGCAAGGCCUAUGUCACCACCAACAGGCUGUUCGUGAGUGGUGUCCGCGACUUGUCCCAGCAGUGCCAAGGCGACACCGUCAUCUCGGAAUGUCUGCAGAGGUUUGGAGACAGCCUGCAGGAGAUGGUCAACUAUCACACGAUCCUGUUUGACCAGGCCCAAAGGUCUGUGCGGCAGCAGCUCCACAACUUUGUCAAAGAGGAUGUGCGCAAAUUUAAGGAGACAAAGAAGCAGUUUGACAAAGUGCGGGAGGACAUGGAACUCUCCUUAGUGAGGAAUGCCCAGGCACCACGGCACCGGCCCCAUGAAGUAGAGGAGGCCACGGGUGCCCUCACCCUCACCAGGAAGUGCUUUCGCCACCUGGCUCUGGACUACGUGUUGCAGAUCAAUGUCCUCCAAGCCAAGAAGAAGUUUGAGAUCUUGGAUUCUAUGCUGUCCUUCAUGCAUGCCCAGUACAGCUUCUUCCAGCAGGGCCACAGCCUCCUGCACCGGCUAGACCCCUACAUGAAGAAGCUGGCGGCUGAGCUGGACCAACUGGUUAUCGACUCUGCAGUGGAAAAGCGUGAGAUGGAGCGCAAGCACGCUGCUAUCCAGCAGCGGACACUGCUGCAGGACUUCUCCUAUGACGAGUCAAAAGUCGAGUUCGAUGUGGACGCACCCAGUGGUGUGGUGAUGGAGGGCUACCUCUUCAAGAGAGCCAGCAAUGCCUUUAAGACAUGGAACCGGCGCUGGUUCUCCAUUCAGAACAGCCAGCUGGUUUACCAGAAGAAGCUCAAGGAUGCACUGACUGUGGUGGUGGAUGACCUUCGCCUGUGCUCUGUGAAGCCCUGCGAGGACAUUGAACGGAGGUUCUGCUUUGAGGUCGUGUCGCCCACCAAGAGCUGCAUGCUGCAGGCUGACUCCGAAAAGCUGAGACAGGCCUGGGUUCAAGCCGUGCAGGCUAGCAUUGCCUCUGCCUACCGGGAGAGUCCAGACAGCUGCUAUAGUGAGAGGCUGGACCGCACAGCAUCCCCAUCUACAAGCAGCAUUGACUCUGCCUCAGACUCUCGGGAGCGCGGAGGCAAGGGCGAGGGCGUGCUUCAGCGCAUUCAGAGUGUGGCUGGCAACAGCCAGUGUGGUGACUGUGGCCAGCCAGAUCCUCGCUGGGCCAGCAUCAACCUGGGCGUGCUGCUCUGCAUCGAGUGUUCAGGCAUCCACAGGAGCCUGGGUGUGCACUGCUCCAAGGUGCGGUCCCUGACACUGGAUUCCUGGGAGCCAGAGCUGCUAAAGCUGAUGUGUGAGCUUGGAAACAGCACCAUGAACCAGAUCUAUGAGGCCCAGUGUGAGGGCUCAGGCAGCAGGAAGCCCAUAGCCAGUAGCCCCAGACAGGACAAGGAAGCCUGGAUCAAGGACAAAUAUGUGGAAAAGAAGUUUCUGCAGAAGUCACCCACUGUGCCGGCCCGGGAGGCCCCAAGACGCUGGCGGGCACAGAAGUGCCAGCGCCCCCAUAGCUCCCCCCGUGUCCCCACUGCCCACCGCAAAGUCAGGCUUGAGCCUGUCCUGCCGUCCGUUGCUGCUUUGUCCUCAGCAGGCACUUUGGAGCGCAAGUUCCGCCGGGAUUCCCUCUUCUGCCCGGAUGAGCUGGACUCCCUCUUCUCCUACUUCGAUGCUGGGGCUGCUGGGGCUGGUCCACGCAGUCUGAGCAGCGACAGUGGCCUGGGAGGCAGCUCUGAUGGCAGCUCAGACGUCCUCGCCUUUGGCGCAGGCUCCGUGGUGGACAGUGUCACUGAGGAGGAGGGCGCAGAAUCUGAGGAUUCUAGUGGUGAGGUGGAUGGAGAGACCGAGACCGAAGCUUGGGGGCUGGCAGAUGUGCGUGAACUGCACCCCGGGCUACUGGCACAUAGAGCUGCGCGCACCCGUGAUCUCCCCGCGCUGGCCGCGGCGCUGGCCCAUGGGGCGGAGGUCAACUGGGCCAAUGCUGAGGAUGAGGGCAAGACGCCGCUGGUGCAGGCUGUACUAGGGGGCUCCCUGAUUGUAUGUGAAUUCCUUCUGCAAAACGGAGCGGAUGUGAACCAAAGAGACAGCCGGGGCCGAGCACCCCUGCACCAUGCCACGCUUCUGGGCCACACUGGCCAGGUCUGCCUGUUCCUGAAGCGAGGGGCAGACCAGCACGCCCUGGACCAGGAGCAGCAGGACCCAUUGACCAUCGCGGUGCAGGUGGCCAAUGCUGACAUCGUCACGCUGCUCCGCCUGGCCCGGAUGGCUGAGGAAAUGCGUGAGGCUGAGGCGCCCCCAGGCCAGCCGGGCCCACUAUCGGGCAGCAGCCCCACGGAACUGCAGUAUCGCAGGUGCAUCCAGGAGUUCAUCGGCCUCCACCUGGAGGACAGCUAGGGCCGGACAGGCCGGGCAGCCGUGGGACCCCACCCUGGCCUCCCGCCCGCCCGGCCAUCCUGCAUGCCCCUGAUGACCCUAGCCUCUCACCUAGCCAGGGCCCUGCCUGUGAUUGACCAUGGGCCUAUCCAGACAGCCCCAGUGCCGGGCAUUCCUGGAGCCCCCACUUGUCUGCUCUUCCUUCUUUCCAGCUACUGGGACACCAGGACUGGGAGAGAGACCCCAGCACUGAGUCAUUUGAAGCCCCACAUUUUGGAGGGUGCUGCAUUAUCUGGUGUCCCUCACCCCAUCUGGGAACCUUUGUCUUCAGGUGGCCCCUUCUUCAGAACCCUGGGUUGCUCAGUCACAAACCACUUGAGGCCCAUAUCACCUUGUGCCCCUCUGCCCUCAGGGCCUGUGUCACCUCGUGCCCCCACGUUUACUGUCCCAGAACACUGACCUGCUAGCUGGGUCCCUCCUACACAGCCCCAGAGCCCCUCCUCUAGCCUGGGGCUGGUGGCCGGCCACCAGCACCUUCCUGGCAGGAGUGGCAGCCCAUCCAGGGAACCAACCCAAGUACCUCGCUUAGUGACCCCAGCUUCCAGGCUGGCUUGGAGGGUGCUGGGGGAUGGAGCUCUGGCCUGGGCCCUCCACUCUAGCUGGACGCAGGCGUCCCAAGGCCAUGUGGCUGGCCACGCAGGUCCCUGUGCCUGAUAGUCCCAGACCCACCCCUGCCUCCUCCAGAGGGGCCAUCUCUGGUACUUGGCCCAGAGCUGGUGCAUAAAGGAACUGGCACUUUCCACCCCACACCCAAUGUUUUGUUACCAACUAAGCAGAUUUUCUACAACGACCUUGUUCUGAUUUUGUCUGCUUCUUUUCUCUGUGGACUUUUGAGGACCACCAUGACUCUGUCUCUGCCUGCUGGAGGAGGGUGGUUGUGCACAAUUCUGCCCUGCCCCCUUGGUGGCCUCUUCCUUUGGGCUGGGUCCUCUGAUGGGUCCAGGGGUUCCUCAUUUGGGGGCCCACCAAUGCCUUCAAAGUCCCCUCUUUUGAAGGAGUCCCAGGACAGAGGCUGGGCCCCUCUGCAACUAUGGGCCCUUGCAAAGCCAAGGCCAGUCAGUUGGUCACUAUGCAAACACUGCCCUGGAAGGCUCCCUGGGCAGGAAGGUGGGCACUGGUCCAGGGCCCCUGUCUCCCUUGUCUGCUGGCUGUAACUCUAAAGAGCAGAAUUAGCUACUUCUUCCCUGCUUGAGACUGCCCACUGCCCACCCUGCCAUCCUUGGGCUGGUGGGACCCCACCCCCUCC